AUCUAUCAAAUGUUUUCAACAGCAACACACAUCACACGACUAGCCCAGCUAGCAGGAAGAAAUUUACUAUCAAACUGUCACUCUGCCUUGACAAAAAUAUGGAUAAAUUAAGAAAGACAUUAAGUGGAGACGACCCAGACGAAGAGCAAGGGAUAGUGACGCAGAUUUAUGAAGGGACAACUUUAAGUUGGUCCACAAGAAUAAAAGGAUUUUUGGUGUGCUUUAUACUAGGCAUUUUGCUUUCAGUUAUGGGUUCAUGCUUCUUGUGGAUGGGGUACACGGGCACAGGUCUGCUUCUGUUUGGGCUAUUUUACACACUAGGGAAUAUAGUAUCAAUCCUGAGUACAAUGUUCCUUAUGGGGCCCUGCAAUCAGCUGAAGAAAAUGUUUGCUGAGACCAGAAUCAUUGCAACAAUUGUAGUCAUAGUAUUUUUUGCUCUUACUUUAAUGGCAGCAUUAUGGUGGCAAAUAGCAGGACUUGCUCUGCUCUUCUGCAUACUCCAGUUUCUAGCCUUAACCUGGUACUCCAUAUCAUAUAUACCAUUUGCAAGAGAUGCUGUGAAGAAGGGUGUUACAGGAUGUCUAACCUAAGCAUGAGCUACAACUGCCAAGAUUAUUGUCCCAAGAAGUAUAUUUUGUAUUCAGAUAACAAAGAGAUUAUGAGACAAUACAUUGUGUUCCCUUUUUGUUACAAAAGAAACAUCCUUGCUACAUGUAUACAGACACUGAUGCCAGGAUUAAAGCUGUUUGGAUCAGGUUAUUCAGCAACUUCUUUUAUGUUUUUCAUACAUAAGAUUGCAGUCUUAAGAUUUGGAACUCAACAUGUGUAGCUGUGACAGUAGGGUGUACAUAAUAAAUUUAAGGGAAAGGUAUUUAUUGUUAACUGAAAGGUAUUUUAAAAUGUUAUUAGUUCAAAAAUGCCAUAUGAUACUAGUUUUGGUGUGUUAAUGUUUAUGCAAAUGCACAAAUAUCAAGGGAUGGGUAUGAGGUUGUUUAUUAUGUGUCUUAUGAAAUCAUGACAAUAUUUGCCUUAUAUUAUUAUAGUGAACACAAUACUAACUUGGUUACUGUCAAACAGAUUUAAAAACUCUCAUAGACGUGUUUUAAUGGUCUUCCAUCAUUGUAGAUUCUAUACUUAUUGGUCAAUAGGCAUCUUCACUGACUGGAAAGUAUCAUUUUUGUUAAAGGAUAGCCAUGGUGCUAAAAAUUUGAAUCUGGUGUGAUAUAUUUUUCUAGACUGAUGGGGGUUAAAAUGAAACUUGAAAGCCUGUUGGGGUGCUCUCUUUUACAUAAUGUGCCUUACAUGACCUCUGACCUGAAAUGCAGGGUAUUUGUGCAGAAGCUUUGUACUUGCUCACCAGCUGUAUAUAUUCGUACUUAGUAUGAUGAAGUAUUUAUAAUUAAUGAUAACGCAAGCUGCUUUCCAUGUAGACGCGUUUUCAGGCAAUCAUUGUUUUCGUACUGCAAACAACAAAAUCUAAGGGAAAUGUAUUUCGGGUCGGUAGAAACUAAUCUCUAUCAAAAGUAUAGGCCGACGAAGAUCGUCUGCUGGAUAAAAGUAAAUGACCGCCGUUUCCUUAAGCUCGGACUGGGUACGUCUCACAAAAGGAGUGUGCGCGAACAUAAAAGGGUCCAAUAAGAAUAUAAAUAUAGCAACAUUUUACAGUUAAGAACUGAGAAAUAUUUUUGUCUUUAGUAGAAAAAAGUCCUAGAAUACAUUGGUUUAGAGUUUUGUUACGGUUUGUAACUACACGUAGCAGUGAACCGUCCCUCAAUGUUUUAUUUGCUUUAAAAUUGUAGGCAAAUCCUAAUAUAAUAGACGUUACAUUAUCGUUGCUUUGGUUGACAGAACAUAAUUACCAGAUAACGCCCCCUAUUGGAUAUUGUAGAACACCUUGUAUGUAAAGGGAAACCUUCAAUUCAAGAAAUGCUUCAAAUGCAGUGAUUUCGUUAAGCGUUCAUUGGUGCAGGAUCGAUUUCCGUCUUUGGGUUACAAUUUCUGAAAACAUUAUUGUAAAUAAAUGUUACUUUUUCAAUUA
Messenger RNA from Lingula anatina, 2038 nucleotides. Its product is annotated as vesicle transport protein SFT2B. Lineage: Eukaryota; Metazoa; Brachiopoda; Lingulata; Lingulida; Lingulidae. The record is from RefSeq and is a predicted model, not a curated record. Gene Ontology annotation, cellular component: membrane. Gene Ontology annotation, biological process: vesicle-mediated transport.